Messenger RNA from Drosophila elegans, 5208 nucleotides. RefSeq lists its product as uncharacterized. The coding region runs from base 2114 to 2665 and encodes 183 amino acids. The record is from RefSeq and is a predicted model, not a curated record. The transcript is spliced from 2 exons. Lineage: Eukaryota; Metazoa; Arthropoda; Insecta; Diptera; Drosophilidae.
UGCCGAAGUUUGCUUUCUUUCUUGUUUAUGAUUAUUUCUAUGUUAUCUUUCGAGUUGGUUCUGAUCAGUACGCCGAAGUCCAUUAAAACUGAGUAAAUUAAAUGAAAUUUUGUCAAACAAAAAGAAGCAUAAUAGAAGUAAUAAUAUCGGGUUUACUGAACUGGGCGCGGAUACCUAUUAUGCAUGAUGUCAGAUCUAGGAAAUGAGUUCUGCUUGGCCAAGCAACUGAGAAUUAAUGGGGUUACUUAGGCCUAAGGGGAAUAUACAUAAUAUAGUUUUAACUAUCUGCCAAAUGGGUGUGGGAGUGUUUGACUUUGAUUGCCCCUGAUGAUGAGGUAUGAUAAAAAUGUGGGAUUUUAUUGAGUAAUUUUUAGAACUCCUAUCAUAAUGGUGUAUUGCCAUUUUUUCUGUUCAACACUUACUGAAACUUUCAAAACGUUGGGCUUCAGUCAAAACAUCAGGCAACGACGACGACCUUCAAUAAAACAACAACAAACAAUAAGAGAAAAACGAAGAAGCCUUAACAAUAAAAACAACGCAAACAACAACAAAGCGAAUGCAUCGCAGAGAGCGGCCAGCCAAGGAAACUUGAUUAAAGUUAAGAAAAACGUAAAGUUCAACUUGUUUCUGCUGUCAUUUGUUGCUGUUUCUCGUUGUUUGCUUCGCUUUUGUUGCACUUCUGGUGAAGUAUUUGCGCCAUGGCUUGACAUUUCGCACAAACAAAAAACAGGGCGAAUAAAAAAACCCAAAAAAAAAAAACAAAAAAAUACAAAUGAAGAAGACGCUGCAAGACUUCAUGCUUUUAUUUUCGCAAUUUGUUGCACCAGCCCAGCCCAGUGCGAUAUAAUGCAUCUGAAAAUGCCCAGGCUAUUGUCACUCGCGUAAUUAGCCGGCUGCUCUCAAGCCCCCAAUAGCAAUGGCUUUAGAUAAUGCCAUAUAGCCCGCUCACGGAAAAAUGUGCGGGUUUCGAGAUCAGCGAUGCCAGCAGCUGUAAUGCCGUGCAAAUUUUAAAUUCUUUGCUGCGAAGCUGUAAAUGUCAAGAAGACGAGUUCAAUUAACCACAGUGGUCGUGGGCUUAAAUCAAAAAACUUAACCAUUUUGGUUAAAACACCUUUUAUUGUUUUUUUGCUUUAAAUGGUUAUCCACUCCUGUAAAAUAAUAAAUUAUAAUCUUUAACUUAAUUUAUCAAAAUGCUAUACCUUAAAUACCUUAUAUUUUAGAGUAAGUAAACAAUACUAUUUUAGUUAGAAUUCUAAAAUUUCUAUCUACCAUAUAGCCUUCUCGAUUGCAAAAUGAAGUAAACCAAUUUGAUGAAAACUAACAGAGUAAUUUUAUAAAGAACUUUAAAGUUGUAUUUUGUUGCCUACUCCCUAACACAAUAAUGAAUUUAUACCAUAUUGUUAAUAAUAGUAAAGCUUUUUAGUACAACGAUUAAUAGAGUAAAACAAUAAAAAUAUCAAGGACUUUGUAAAAUAGAUUUCUCGUAUAUCAUAAGAUAUAGAUUUAAAGCCCAUUUAAAUCAAAAAGAUUUAUGGUGAUUUAAAUAAAUAACCUAUAUUGAUUUAACAUAGAAAAAGCUAAUACAAUUUUAAACCGGUAGAACACUAAACUUUUAUAACUGUGUGCCAUAAGAAGCCAAUAAAUGUUUAGAAAUAUCAAUUUUAAUAGCUAUAUCAGCCAGAACACCACCAUAAAGCACUGUGCCGGGAGAAUAGCACUUGACGUGACCAGUCUGGGUAUUGGAUACUGGGUUCCGAUUACCGAUCAUCAAUAGCCGGCUGAAAAUGGUAUUGCAUUAAACCGCUUGGCCCACACAACGCCCCUCGAUCGUUUGCGGCCCCAUUGUUUCGACCAUUUUGCUGUUUUUCAGCUUAUUUUUUGCUUUUUUAUUUAGUUUUGCCAAAUGCCAAAUGCAGACGACAGUUUGAGAGCCACCUUGGGUGAGUUAGAACCAGCGGACAGGGCGGCUAAGUUGAAACGAAUUUGAAAGCCAUUGUAGUGGUCGCCUCUGCCCUAACUUUCAAUUGGGUUGUCACAUGGAGACCUUUGAACAAAGGCCAAAAGAAAGAAAAACGAAUUCGAAUUAUUGUUUAUAAAUUUCCAGUAAGCCAUCAUGGCAGUAAGUAGCAAAAUGGAAUUGGAAGACAAUUCGGACAGCUCGACAAGCAGCCAAAUUAGCGAGUACAAAGAUUCUAAUUCAGCAUUAUUGUCAAUAAAAAAUAAACGAGAGAGCUUUUAUCCCAUUAAGCUAUUCCUUCAGGACUUUGGCAAAUGGGAAGGGCGUAAACCCGACAAGAAAUUACGGAAACAGGCCCUUAAGGCGUGGCACAAUUUGGAACCAGCAAUAAAACUGCAGUACCUAAUAAGGACGAGGGUUCAGAUGACGGAGGAGCGGAAAUUGAGAGCACUGGCAGUGAAGAAAAAAACAAAGGACAAAACAAUGCAGACUGUGCUCGAGGGUAGCGAUAUAAUAAAGUCUAUGCGAAGAGUCAUAAUCGAGGAUCCCUCUUGGAAAAGUGUACGACCCAGGAUGUUAACUCGAAAACCCACCCCGUUUCCCAGUGCUAUGAAAAGAAUGAAAAAUCGUUCAAAGGCCUUGCCAAAAGUUGUGCCUUUUAACCAAAGAAAAAUCAAGCCAAAUAAAGCACCUGCCAAAAUGUUAUAGCUUGUCUAAGUGCAAAUGCACUAAACAUUUGAAAAAUUAUAUUUACUUUUUUCGUUAAAAAAAAGUUUUUUCCUAUCACUUUCGACUUUUAAAAACAUAAACAUAAUAGUGAGUUCGAUUUUCUUCACUAUUCAGACUGGUUUAUUUAUGCGACAAGAGCCCGAAGGUUGCCGACUUCGUCUCGUAAAAUUCUGUCCAGAAAUAGGCAAAUGUGUCACGACAUGGAAUCGGCGUAUUUGAAUUUAUUUUGAUGGUUUUUCGAUUUUGGGUCAAGUGCACACUGCAUGCUAAUGAGAUGCUUCCCCAAGAAAAGCCACAUAAAAUAAAUGAAAAGAAAAACAAAGUGUAUUCACCCACAUUCGAACUGCAAUGCCCACUUAGAUAUAUGGAACACUAGUGCAGUGUCAACGGCAAUGGAGGAUGAACGAUUUGAUCUACCUUUUGCGGAUUAGAGUAAGUUACGCUUGAAAUGGUAACCACCCUUGCCCAAGCGCAGAAGGAAAAAUUUAAUAAAUUGUAUUUUGUGUGUAAUGGCGGUUGUGGGAUUCGAACUCACAACCCGAAAAUUCUACCCAGAAUAACAGAGAAACUUAGACCGCAGCACCAUGAACUCAUCCCAUAUGAUAAGAACUAAAAUUUAAGCGGCUCGCCACGCAAGCAGUUAUUAAAGCAGGGUAGCAAGCAGUGUUAUACAGAAGUAAAAAAAAAAAUGUAAAAUGUAGAAUUUAUUCUAUUCUAUAUUUAUAUAUGUAUUUCUUCAAUAUCUUUACCAUAUAAAGACUUUUUUAAGAAUCCUAAUUGAAAAUAUGUUAGUUUAUCUAACAGUUAAUGUUUUUUCAUACAAAAAGCUGGUAAAUUAACAAAUCUCUUAUUUCUGUACUAAUUUCGAUAUGAACAAUACUCUAAGUAAAAAAAAACUCGUUUUGGAAGUAUCUAAAAUCUGAGUGUUAGAUAAUUAAUUUCAACCUUAUUCGCAAUCAAUUUUGACUUCAGCUUGUGGAAGUAAUUCACCUAACACUAUUUACUCAGUGCCAACAACGGAAGUGGGCGUGUCUCAGCAGCCUUAAAUCAACAGUCAAUGGGCUGCUGCAACUGCUGCCUUGGCAUACAAAUUUUCGGGUAUAUUUCUUCUGACAGAUCCCUGGGCCAUUAAUCAAACCCUAAACUAAUCUCCAGUCAGCCAUUUCGACAACUGGCGGCAAAUGUGCGAGACAUGCGACGCCUCGUCGCGUUCUUAGAUGCGAUAAUAAACGGCAAUUACUUGCAGUUAAAAACGUUUCAGGUAAAACUAAGGUGUGAAGCCAGAUAAAUUCAACUCGAGUCGAUGUCGAUGUAGGCGUAGUCCCCACUCCGAAAGUUCCCAGCUCGGGGCUCUUGCAUAAAUUCGUCUGAUAAAAUUUUCAAUGAAUUUCGUUUGAAAACUGCGGCCAUAUGAUAUUUCAAUUUUCAAUUAGCGACUCGAAAAUCUGUCGACACACGAGAAGAGAAAAAAAAUUAACUUUGCGUGGCUCAACUGCAUUUUCUUGUUUGCUAUUUUUUAAGGCAAGACAUUGUGGGUCAAAGAGUCAGGAUUGUGACGCAUGCAACUUUGGCUUCAAGUUGGGUGACUACAACUCUACUCCGCUUGUAUAUUCCCCAUUUUAUCUCAUCUAAUUCCACACGAAAUAUUUCGCCAAAGCAGAGUUAUGUUAAUAUCCGCCUGCAGUUUUGCUACACUUUCAUUUUCCAAUCAUAAACAGUCUUAAGUAAAAAACAGAAUUGUGCAAAAAUAAGCCACCAAAGAUGUUGCAAAAUAAACAUGAAAAAUGGGACAAACAAGUCUUAAAAUUUAACAAUUUAAUGGGGUGUUAUUAGCUUAACUACUUUGAGAUCUUCAAAAUAUAAUAAGCUAUUAUUAUGGGAUAUUUAUGGGGAAAUCGAUAUAAUAAUGUUUAAGGUUCCCUCUUUGGUAUUGGUAUUUUCGUUUAUAAAACUCUAAAUUUUUAGAAAAAUCUCCACACUGCUAACUGAAGGAAAUUUCAGCCAAACAUACCAUUAUUCACUUGUUUCACAUUCACUUUUGUUUGACAAAUGCGUGACAAAAAAAAGAGGCAAACAUUUUAUUUUUGACAAGCACAGUGGGCCCGGUUUUUGUCUUAAAAUAUAAGCCAUAUGUAAUUCCAUUAUUUUCGUAAAGUUCCAUAGUACAGACAAAGCCACAACAUCAUGUUAACUUUUAAUGUGAAUAUACUUUAAAAUUAAAUGCAUAUUUUACAAUAAUUCAAAAGAGUUUUGAAUAGAAAGACCACAUUUAAGGCUAAAAAAGUUACUUAAUGGCCCACCGUGCCUUGACAAAUUUGUGACCCAAAAAAAUAAAAUAUUUUAUUUGCUGUCAGAGCCGGAGGCAUUUUUUAUUUAUUUAUUACACUUUGGCGCAAUUAAGAGCAAUGAUUUUCGGGUUUUGGGACUGUGCGUUUCAUGGCUAAACGAUGCCAGAGGCGCUGAAAUGAACAAAUUAAUUGAUUGUUGACACAUUUACACAACUUGACUAAUAACUCUUCGAC